Penicillium canescens is the source of this 363-nucleotide messenger RNA. RefSeq lists its product as uncharacterized. Lineage: Eukaryota; Fungi; Ascomycota; Eurotiomycetes; Eurotiales; Aspergillaceae. The transcript has a single exon. Bases 1 to 363 code for a protein of 120 amino acids. The record is from RefSeq and is a predicted model, not a curated record.
AUGGCCGAUGCUAGGCCAUUGUGUGAUGAACUCAAAGAAGGGAGCUCAAUCGAUAACCCCAUUAUUAUCGAUGACAACAAAUGGGCUUCCCAGCAGUGCAUACCAAAGCAAGAUGAUUCUGAUGGGGACACUGAGCCAUUGACUACGCCAGAAUUCGAGGCGUAUUUGGACGGCAGACGGUUCCACCUUCCACGGGGCAACUCUGAAUGUCCAGCGACGGAAUCAACUCCUAUGAUGGCUCCAGACAAGCUUACACAUGACCAAGGCUUUAAUAUCCCUGAGUCUGACCUGGCUACUUGCACUCAUGUAAAAGAGGAAAGAUCUGAAGCCGGUAAAACUGCCGCAGGAGGUACGUUUGUUUGA